This is a messenger RNA of Pelobates fuscus (common spadefoot toad), 2985 nucleotides long. It is a transcript of the gene KCNH1, whose product is annotated as potassium voltage-gated channel subfamily H member 1. Gene Ontology annotation, cellular component: plasma membrane. The record is from RefSeq and is a predicted model, not a curated record. The coding region runs from base 79 to 2985 and encodes 968 amino acids. Gene Ontology annotation, biological process: regulation of membrane potential; potassium ion transmembrane transport. NCBI's taxonomy places the organism in Eukaryota, Metazoa, Chordata, Amphibia, Anura, Pelobatidae. Gene Ontology annotation, molecular function: delayed rectifier potassium channel activity. The transcript has 12 exons.
AGAGAGGGACCAGGAGAUCUCUGGCUUCUCACAUCCCACCACUUCCCUGAUCUCCACCACCCCAGGACCUCUUCGGAUAUGAGUAUGGCAGGGGGCCGACGAGGACUGGUAGCUCCUCAGAACACAUUCUUAGAGAACAUUGUCCGGAGAUCUAAUGUCUGGACAUUAUCUCAUAGACAGACAGAUACUAAUUUUGUCCUGGGUAAUGCCCAGAUAGUGGAUUGGCCAAUUGUUUACAGCAAUGAUGGAUUCUGCAAGCUGUCUGGAUAUCACAGAGCGGAGGUUAUGCAAAAAAGUAGCACUUGCAGCUUUAUGUAUGGAGAGUUGACGGACAAAGACACCAUUGACAAAGUUCGACAGACGUUUGAGAACUAUGAGAUGAAUUCUUUUGAAAUUUUAAUGUACAAAAAAAAUAGAACGCCGGUGUGGUUCUUUGUGAAGAUCGCCCCUAUUCGAAAUGAACAGGACAAAGUGGUACUAUUUCUUUGCACUUUCAGCGACAUUACUGCUUUUAAACAACCGAUUGAGGACGACUCAACAAAGGGAUGGGGAAAACUAGCAAGAUUGACAAGAGCAUUGACAAGCAGCCGUGGGGUCCUACAACAGCUCGCACCAACCGUCCACAAAGGAGAAAAUGUUCAUAAACACUCACGACUUGCGGAGGUCUUGCAACUUGGCUCGGAAAUUCUUCCUCAAUACAAACAAGAAGCACCCAAGACCCCUCCACAUAUCAUUUUGCAUUACUGUGUGUUCAAGACCACUUGGGACUGGGUCAUCUUAAUUUUAACCUUUUACACCGCUAUCCUAGUCCCUUAUAAUGUUUCAUUCAAGACCAAACAAAACAAUGUUGCGUGGCUUGUGGUGGACAGCAUCGUGGAUGUAAUUUUUUUGGUCGACAUUGUCCUUAAUUUUCAUACCACCUUUGUUGGACCUGCUGGGGAAGUAAUAUCGGACCCAAAGUUAAUUCGCAUGAACUACUUGAAGACAUGGUUUGUCAUCGAUCUCUUGUCCUGUUUACCGUAUGAUGUUAUCAAUGCCUUUGAAAAUGUAGAUGAGGGUAUCAGUAGCCUAUUUAGCUCAUUGAAAGUAGUAAGACUUCUCCGACUGGGACGUGUAGCUCGGAAACUGGAUCAUUACAUUGAGUAUGGAGCAGCUGUCUUGGUCCUUCUGGUCUGUGUCUUUGGGCUGGCAGCUCAUUGGUUGGCUUGCAUCUGGUAUAGCAUCGGAGAUUAUGAGGUCAUCAAUGAGGACAACAACACCAUAAGAAAUGAGAGUUGGCUCGUUCAGUUGGGAACAUCCAUUGGAACUCCUUAUCGUUUUAAUUUAACGGGUUCUGGGAAGUGGGAAGGUGGUCCAAGCAAGGAUUCUGUUUACAUCUCCUCGUUGUAUUUUACUAUGACAAGUCUCACUAGCGUUGGAUUUGGGAAUAUUGCACCAACAACAGAUGGAGAAAAGAUCUUCGCUGUGGCCAUGAUGAUGAUCGGAUCACUUCUAUAUGCAACCAUUUUCGGUAACGUGACAACCAUCUUCCAGCAAAUGUACGCCAACACGAACCGAUAUCAUGAAAUGUUAAACAGUGUCCGAGACUUCCUUAAGCUCUACCAAGUCCCCAAAGGGCUGAGUGAACGGGUCAUGGAUUAUAUUGUAUCAACGUGGUCAAUGUCUAGAGGCAUAGAUACAGAAAAAGUUUUACAGAUUUGCCCUAAAGACAUGCGAGCAGACAUCUGUGUACACCUAAACCGCAAAGUUUUCAAAGAGCAUCCUGCAUUUCGAUUGGCUAGUGAUGGAUGCCUACGAGCCCUGGCCAUGGAGUUUCAGACCGUUCACUGUGCUCCUGGGGAUUUAAUUUAUCAUGCGGGAGAAAGCAUAGACACACUCUGCUUUGUGGUUUCUGGCUCUUUGGAAGUUAUCCAGGAUGACGAAGUUGUUGCUAUAUUGGGUAAAGGGGACGUGUUUGGGGAUGUAUUCUGGAAAGAGACCACUCUGGCCCCAUCGUGUGCAAACGUAAGAGCGUUGACAUACUGUGACCUACAUGUUAUCAAACGGGAUGCUUUACAGAAAGUUCUCGAGUUCUACACGGCAUUCUCACACUCGUUUUCACGGAAUCUAAUCCUUACCUAUAACCUACGGAAAAGGAUUGUGUUCAGGAAAAUAAGUGAUGUGAAAAGAGAGGAAGAAGAAUGGAUGAAAAGCAAAAAUGAAGCUCCUUUGAUCCUCCCUCCAGACCAUCCAGUCCGACGCCUGUUCCAGAGAUUUAAGCAGCAAAAAGAAGCCCGACUAGCAGCAGAGAGGGGCAUUAGAGACCCCAAAGACCGAGAUAUAGAGAAAGGAAACAUCUUGGUGGAACAUUCUGCUCGCAACACAAUCAAAGCAAGUCUAGUGACAGUGACCGAAAGUCCUGCGACUCCACUUUCAUUCCAGGCUGCUUCAACGUCUGGUGUAUCAGACCGUGCUAAGCUAUAUGCUCCAGUUGCAGAAAGCAUAGGAGGUAAAGUUCCGGGGGAAUUCGUGAAAAGGAAAGGGUGGGCCAGAUUUAGAGAUGCAUGUGGGAAAGGGGAGGACUGGAACAAAGUUUCCAAAGCAGAGUCUAUGGAAAUAUUACCUGAGAGAACUAAACCUUCAGGGGAGGUUACGCUAAAGAAGACAGAUUCAUGUGACAGUGGCAUUACAAAGAGUGACUUGCGUUUGGACAGUAUAGGGGAGACUAGAAGUCCUCAGGAUCGAAGUCCUGUGCAGACAGAAGUUAAACACACUUUUUAUCCCAUCCCAGAACAGACUCUCCAAGCUACGGUGUUAGAGGUGAAGCAUGAGUUAAAAGAAGACAUUAAAGCUUUGAAUUCAAAAAUGACAAAUAUCGAAAAACAGCUUGCAGAGAUACUAAGGAUAUUAGCCUCCAGAAGGUGCUCUCAAUCACCACAAGAGAUAUUUGAAAUAUCAAGGCCGCAAUCUCCGGAAUCGGAAAGGGACAUAUUUGGAUCAACCUAA